This is a messenger RNA of Postia placenta MAD-698-R-SB12, 1608 nucleotides long. RefSeq lists its product as hypothetical. The record is from RefSeq and is a predicted model, not a curated record. The transcript is spliced from 3 exons. Gene Ontology annotation, molecular function: protein binding. Bases 1 to 1608 code for a protein of 535 amino acids. NCBI's taxonomy places the organism in Eukaryota, Fungi, Basidiomycota, Agaricomycetes, Polyporales, Adustoporiaceae.
AUGACGGACAUCGAUUUCACAUUCUCUGAGGCAGCGUCGCUACUGGAAAAGCUGCGUAACUCCUGCAGAGAAUGGAGUCUCGCUGAUCUUACUUGCAUCGAGGAUGCGCUCCUGCGUACACUCUCGGAUGUUCGAAUGUCCGCCAAUGCACAGCACCCUGUCAACCGUCUUCCUGUCGAGAUUCUCGGCGAAAUUUUCCAUCAGGUGUCACCACCGUUGAACAAUCUGGACGACCCCAGCCUCGAAGAAUUCUUAGUCUGGGAUUCCCUGUUCGAUUUUAAGGAUACUGAUGCGUUGCUUCCACUGACGCAUGUGUGUCGUCGGUGGCGCGAUGUGGCAUUGGACACACCCACUCUGUGGACAACCAUCUACGGCUCCUCUCAUCCUGAUGCCAUUAGCGAGUAUCGUAUCCGCUCGCAAAGCGCGCCGUUGAGAGUGCUCAACGUUAGAGAAGUUAAAAGUUGCGAUGUUGAAGAUGAAAUUUCCGACGUUGAAGAUGAAGAUCUCGACGUGGAGCAGCUAUGGCGCACUGACGGACAGCGUAUUCAGUCGCUCGCCUCGAAUACAGGGUGCGAUUCUGACCUACCCACGUCCUAUGCCCACGGACUCCGCGCCUUGGUGGCACGGGACUGCGUGCUUCAAGGCGAUGUUUCCAACCUUAAGGCGCUUGUCCUACGGGCGGUGGAUUGGCAUCUCCCCAGCUCCCUCACUAAUCUCACGCACCUUUUCCUCUCCAGAAAGCGGCUACACAUUGUAGACUUGUUUCGCAUCUUGUCGAUUGCGCCGAGACUAGAAGACCUGGGUUUAGACAGAAUCAGCGCUAGGGACGCAUUCGACCCUCAUGGAGGUAUCCAUGCUAUAACUCUCCAGUAUCUUCGCCAUCUCGCCAUCCAUCGCCCAAACAGGAACAUUGUAUCCGGAUUCUUCUCGCACGUCGGUCUUCCUGCACGCUUGGCGGUCAACUUCGAACGCUGUCAAGUGUCUGACCUUCAAUGGCUGGUCCCUUUGACGCAGAAUGAUGCAAAAUCUUUGUACAUUUCUGCCUCGAUGUCCUCGGUAAUUGCAGCUGGCCCUUCGGAAGCGGUGCGCUUUAGCUGUGAAGACAACAAUGAGAGCGGAUUAGUUCCAGGGAUCGCGGCUCUACCGUCUCAUUUCCAGUUGCGAGAUCUCUGGCUUGCGCAUAGUUUCCACUGGGAUGAAUUUGACGAGGCAGUCAUCAGACAUAGUCCAUGGGUGCAGACACUACAUCUUGGAUCCCUCGACUACACUGCUUUGAUAGAAACCCUCGGAAACAACCCUACCUGUUGGCCGAAGCUUACGAAAGUUGUACUAUCGCAGCCACGUAAACUUUCCCAGAUACUCAAACUCGUCGAAGCUCGGGCGCAUUUGGGUUGCCCUCUGGAGGAACUCGAUAGCCACGAGUGGCGAAGCCUGAUUUCUGAAGAGUAUUUACAGGACCUAGAGAAAAUCAAAUCUCAUGUGGGGGUGGUGCGGCUUUUUGAAGGUGGUCGAAUCGCGUUCCCGUUGCCGGAUAUAUGCACCGACGGUGUGCCCUCACCAUAUUUUCAGUGGCCGAACAGAUGGGGUGAGUUAUACUCUCGAAUGUAG